AUGGCGAGCGCAGCACACGAUCCCCGACUGCUCUACAGUGUCAAUAAUAUUCGUGCUUUCCAUAUCCAAGAUGGCGUAGAGCAAGAACUCACGCCGUCCGGCCCUCAAACCCUAUCACUGCUAAUGGUCCCCACCAACACAGCCACUGCUGGCCCUGGGACAGAUUGGCCCCAAGAUUCACUGGAAGAGGAUUUCUAUCUUCACCUAUAUCUCCCACCUGAGCUCGAUAUUGCGAUACCAGCGACCACACAGAUCUUUCACCAACCUCCCGACAGUUAUCUGAUUCCCCGCUGGGACAUGGGUCCUGAUGCUGGCGCUUUCAUUCGCAUCCAGUUCCCUGGCAUUGGCACGGACCCCGGCAAUGUGUCUCAGGACGAUAUUGAUACCUUUGAAUCCAUCCUUGCGCAGUGCACUGCAUUCCUCGAGUGCACUCCGCACCCAAAGGCUCAGGACUAUACUACCUAUAACCCGGCUGACUACGCACCCGGCGAGGGGUAUGUUGGAACUCCAGAUGCAAAGAAAGCAGACGCGCAUGGAAGAAUUGUCCUCGUGGAUGAAGAAAAUGGCAGUGUGGUUGGAGAGCUAGGAGAUGGCUACAAUGUAGUUGAGGAUGCCGACGUGAAGCCUGGGUCUAAGAGACCUGUAGGAAUUGAACUCCCUACAGAAGGUGGAGGCAACCAAGUCAACGUUAGCAAUGUCUCCGAAGAAUACCUGGCAAUGGCCCGGCAUCCGGCGUAUAAGAACUCGACACUCGUCCAGAGUUCAGCUACAGCAUCUCGCCUGAUCACGCAGCCGAAUGUCAAGCCUCUGAAAUUCUCAGACGCCACACACGCGCGCAUCCGCAAGGUCGGCACUCUAUCUCACGGAGCAGCAAAUAUUUCUUCUCGUACAGUCGGACAAGUCGGGAAAGUUGCACAGAAUCUAGGUGCGACAUUGGCGCGCAAACAGGAGAAUAAAGGCAUCGACAGGCGCAACCCACCACCGGAAUACAAGCCCGGUGUGCUGAAUAAAUCGAUGAUCGCAUUCUCAACCCUGGCCGACGGCAUCGAGCAGAGCGCCCGGAACAUGCUCUUCUCCGGUGCCAGCGCCGCCACCUCUAUGAUCGACCACCGCUACGGCAAUGAGGCUGGCUCCGUCGCAACCAACUUGACGGGUGGAAUCACGAAUGUUGGAUUGGUAUACAUCGACGCCACUGGUGUCAGUCGCCGUGCGCUUUUGAAAUCUGUCGCUAAAGGGAUGGUUGUUGGAAAAAUGCGCGAUGGCCAACAGGUCGUCGUCGGCGGUGGUGAUGGCGGCCAGGUUCCAGCUGACGCUGCGCAGGCUGCUUCGGGCCCUUCUGGCUUGAGCGCCAGGGACCCUGUUGUGCGACGUGCGUCACCUAAUCCCACACCGCCUCCUGCAUAUGGUGCAUCAGGGACAAUGUCCCUCAACGGGACGUCAAAGUCUAGGGGUAAGCGGUAA
Penicillium vulpinum is the source of this 1461-nucleotide messenger RNA. RefSeq names its product senescence-associated domain-containing protein. The record is from RefSeq and is a predicted model, not a curated record. Gene Ontology annotation, biological process: cell division. Lineage: Eukaryota; Fungi; Ascomycota; Eurotiomycetes; Eurotiales; Aspergillaceae. Gene Ontology annotation, cellular component: plasma membrane. The coding region runs from base 1 to 1461 and encodes 486 amino acids. The transcript has 3 exons.